CCCCGCCAUCCCACUUCCAACGUUGACGCGUUCUUCCUGCGGGCCUAAACUAAGGUUCACUUCAACUUCAACUACUUACCUAGUAACUAGUUCUCAUCAAAGUAUACGCCCGAGUGCAUAAGGAGAAACCUAUAUCUUCUUCCAAUGCCUAACAUAUGAUGAGUUAAUUUCUCUAGGACUAUCCUGGGCCUUCCCUUAAGAAUGGACAACAUCCACGCACCAACGGUUCCUGCGGGACCCUCAUCACGCCCGCUGUCAAAUGGAAAUGCAAAGCAUCUCUCAUUUGCUGAACUUCAGGCUAAGAAACUUGAUAUCGAAGCUGAACUAAAAGCCCUGAGUGGUGUGCUCGACUCGCAUGGCGUCAAUAUGGAAACUCCUUUGACCACCGCCGACGGGUUUCCUCGUGCUGAUAUCGACGUCGCACAAAUACGCACCACCCGAGCUCGAAUCAUCCACUUAAAAAACGACUACAAAGACCUUCUCAACACGAUAGAGAAACAUCUCCACGAACACUUUGCGAGCAUUCAAGAUGCCGACGAUGCCGUGCCCGCUUCGGCGGAUCGUGCCGAGAUGCUAGGCGAUUCGAUCCCGGAAACUUUAGAGGAGCCUUUUGCGAAAGUGAAUAGCGUCGUUGCAGGUAGCCCGGCAGAGUCGGCUGGCCUGAAACCCGGAGACGAAAUCCGAAAUUUCGGCUACGUUAAUAAAAGAAACCACGACGGCCUUAAGAAAGUUGCAGAGUGCGUUCAAGGAAACGAAGGUCAAAGGAUCUUGGUCAAAGUGACCCGCCGCGUAGACACCAACCGCAAGCAAGAGCUACAGCUGAAUUUAACCCCACGGCAAAAUUGGGGAGGGAGAGGCCUGUUGGGAUGCCAUAUCCUGCCACUAUGAAUAAUUUCAUAAUGGCUUUGGCAUUUCAAGCGGCAUCAAACUAUCGGCCCUAUCCUAUAUGUGGAUGCUCGGAUGUAACUAUAUAUACCUACCUCCU
Molecule: messenger RNA, 985 nt
Organism: Daldinia caldariorum
Lineage: Eukaryota; Fungi; Ascomycota; Sordariomycetes; Xylariales; Hypoxylaceae
Exons: 5
Coding region: 202-888 (228 amino acids)
Biological process (GO): proteasome regulatory particle assembly
Cellular component (GO): nucleus; cytoplasm
Molecular function (GO): protein binding
Source: RefSeq, a predicted model, not a curated record